GGGAGGGCUGGUCCUGCGCUCCUGUCUAGCAAACCGCUACCCCCUUCCAACAGAUUUACACGAUUAUCACCAUCCGACUCAUUUAGAAGGAGCUGUAGGCUAAAUUGCCUUUAACGCCGUGCCUGCCUAUACAAGUAUGUAUCCAACUGGAGGGAUAUCUGCAAGUAUAUACGCCAACAGGCUGCGGGCAGAAGGCAUGGGCUCCAAGGAGCAGGCUGUGCUCUUCUCCAACCAGGACUAUGAGGCACUGAAACAGCAAUGUGUGGAGACAGGCUGCGUGUUUGAAGACCCCUGUUUCCCCGCAGAGCCUCAAUCCCUGGGCUUCAAGGAGCUCGCACCCUACUCCUCCAAAACUAGAGAUGUGGAGUGGAUGAGGCCCACGGAACUGACAGAUGACCCUCAGUUCAUUGUGGGUGGUGCCACCAGAACGGACAUCUGUCAGGGAGCGCUGGGUGACUGCUGGCUAUUAGCAGCCAUUGGCUCCCUCACCUUGAAUGAGAGGCUUCUUCAUCGGGUUGUCCCACAUGGGCAAUCCUUCCAAGAUGACUAUGCUGGAAUCUUCCACUUUCAGUUCUGGCAGUUUGGCGACUGGGUAGAUGUUGUGAUAGAUGACAGACUGCCUGUCAAAGACGGGGAGCUGAUGUUUGUCCACUCUGCUGAGGGCAAUGAAUUCUGGAGUGCACUCCUGGAGAAGGCUUAUGCUAAGCUGAAUGGCUCCUAUGAGGCUCUGUCUGGAGGAAGCACCACUGAGGGGUUCGAAGACUUCACAGGUGGUGUGUCUGAGAUGUACGAGCUCCGCAAAGCUCCCAGAGAUCUGUACAGGAUAAUCGGCAAAGCUCUGGAGAGAGGCUCUCUGCUGGGCUGCUCUAUUGAUAUCACCAGUGCCUUCGACAUGGAGGCUGUUACAUUCAAGAAGCUUGUGAAGGGCCACGCCUACUCUGUCACUGGAUUGAAGGAGGUCAAUUUCCGCGGAAACAUGGAACGCCUAAUCCGAAUACGUAACCCUUGGGGCCAGGUGGAGUGGACUGGUGCCUGGAGUGACAAUUCCCCUGAAUGGGAUGAGAUUGACCCUUCGGAACGAGAAGACCUGCAUCUUAAGAUGGAAGACGGGGAGUUUUGGAUGUCCUUCAAUGAUUUCAAAAGGCAGUUUUCUCGGCUGGAGAUCUGUAACUUGACUCCUGACGCUCUGAGUGAGGAGAGCCUCAGCCACUGGAACUAUAUGAAGUUCUACGGCACGUGGAGGAGAGGCAGCACCGCUGGAGGCUGCAGGAACCAUCCCAACACAUUCUGGAUCAACCCUCAGUAUAAGAUCACGUUGCUGGAGGAAGAUGAUGACCCGGAGGACGAUGAAGUGGCAUGCAGUUUUUUAGUAGCUCUCAUGCAGAAGGACCGCCGCAGAUAUCGCCGCCGUGGGGAGGACAUGCACACCAUUGGCUUUGCUAUCUAUGAGAUUCCAGAGGAGUACAGAGGGUGCCAGAAUGUCCAUUUGAAGAAAAAUUUCUUUUUGACCAAUUCCUCGUGCGCUCGCUCAGAGACCUUCAUUAACCUGCGAGAGGUGAGCACGCGGCUUCGUCUGCCUCCAGGAGAGUACCUCAUCGUCCCCUCCACUUUUGAGCCCAGUAAGGAGGCUGACUUUGUCCUCAGAGUCUUCACUGAGAAGCAAUCAGAAACAGAAGAACUGGAUGAUGAAAUCUCUGCCGAUUUAGGAGAUGAAGAGGAAAUAACUGAAGAUGACAUUGAUGACUCUUUUAAAUCCAUGUUCGCUCAGCUAGCAGGAGAGGACAUGGAGAUUUCUAUUCGCGAGCUUAGGACCAUCCUAAACAGAGUCGUCACCCGGCACAAAGAUCUGAAGACUGAUGGCUUCAGUAUGGAAUCAUGUAGGACCAUGGUCAACCUGAUGGAUAAAGAUGGUAGUGCCCGUUUAGGGCUGGUGGAAUUUCAGAUCCUCUGGAACAAGAUCCGAAACUGGCUGGUCAUUUUUAGACAGUUUGACUUGGACAAGUCAGGGGCCAUGAGCUCUUAUGAGAUGCGUCUUGCUGUGGAAGCAGCAGGUUUUAAACUGAACAACAGACUGAACCAGAUUCUGGUAGCCCGGUAUGCAGAGAAUGAGAUGGUUGACUUUGACAACUUCAUCUGCUGCUUGGUCAAGCUUGAAGCCAUGUUUAGGUACUUCCAGCAGUUCGACAAGGAGGGGUCAGGGGUGGCUGAGAUGAAUAUCACAGAGUGGCUGUACCUCACAAUGUGUGGUUGAAGAGGACCGUCUUCACUGGAGGAUAGAGAGAAAAGGUACAGUGCCUGCAGACUGCCUUGAACCUGGAGCUCUCAGCCUUAGUGACCCUUUAACACAUCCCACCUCGGCAUACCUAAUGUAGCCAAAGAGCUGUAUAACUGACAACUAAGCCAAGUGUCUCCUGGACAAAUAUGAGAAACUAUGCAGACCUACAGUAUGAUAUACUGUGCUACAUAAAUCAAUGUGUAAAAACAGCAUGAGCCUCUGCAUGACAAAUCACUAGCUGUAAUGUGCAUUGUGAGGUACUUAUAUUUUGUUUGAAUGUCAGCUGAUUUACUUACAGUAAUUUCCCUGUUCUAAUUUCACAAUCGCAGUAAAAACUGUUUCCUUAAGGAACACUAAACAUAAGAAAUCUGUCUUGUAGUUUCUCUUAAUCAUUCUACAUAUUCCUGUUUUUUAGAACAGGAAAUUCAAUCAGUGUUGCAUUUUCACCUGUAGAUGGCAGUAUGACCUAAUGUCAAUGUUUUUUUUUGCAUUUGACACUGAGGUUUAGCCUGUUUUUAUAUAUUAUACCAAUCUUUUUUUUUUUUUUUUUUUUAGAAGUCAAGCAGCUGACCUAUGUUUAGUUUUACUUGAUUGUUUUUAUUUUGCACUGUGAUUGUCGAUUAAGGAAGAUGCCUCACAUUAGUGAGAAAAACCGUAUGUAAGUCCACUGAAGUGACAUAUACUGGGAUCACAUGAUACUGAAUGCCUUAUACCUGACACCAUGUUGUUAAACAUAUUUAAAAAGUGUCAUUCACCUGUUUAGUGUUAAUGUAUGUUGUGCCUUCAAUAAAUAUUUCCCUCAUGGUU
This is a messenger RNA of Micropterus dolomieu (smallmouth bass), 3082 nucleotides long. RefSeq names its product calpain-1 catalytic subunit-like. Gene Ontology annotation, biological process: proteolysis. Bases 137 to 2251 code for a protein of 704 amino acids. Lineage: Eukaryota; Metazoa; Chordata; Actinopteri; Centrarchiformes; Centrarchidae. The record is from RefSeq and is a predicted model, not a curated record. Gene Ontology annotation, molecular function: calcium-dependent cysteine-type endopeptidase activity; calcium ion binding. The transcript is spliced from 23 exons. Gene Ontology annotation, cellular component: cytoplasm.